CCCAAAUAUAAUGGACGUCGGUGGGAACAGUAGUGGGCUUCCUGUAAACAAUAAACAGAGAGCUAUGUUACCGAACAAAAGCAGGGGCGAGUUCACCCGAAACCCAAGAAAAGAUUCAGAGGGGCUGUCGGAGUCUCCAGACCUUGAGUUUGAAUAUGCCGAUACAGACAAGUGGGCUGCUGAGCUGUCAGAGCUGUACAGUUACACCGAAGGACCGGAGUUUUCUCUCAAUAGGCAGUGCUUUGAGGUCGAAUUCAGAACACAUGUUUCUGAUAAGAGGUGGACGGAGCUGGAUGAAUCUCAGCAGAGAGCUCACGCCAUGCGCCUGCUGGACGGGCUGGAGAUGAUCGCUCGAGAGAAGAGGCUGAAGGUCGCCAGAGCCAUUCUUUACAUGGCUCAGGGAACCUUUGCAGAGUGCAGCUCUGAGGCUGAGGUGCAGCACUGGAUGAGAUACAACAUCUUUCUGCUGCUGGAUAUGGGGACCUUCUCUGCUCUGGUGGAGCUGCUCAACAUGGAGAUUGAUAACAGCGCUGCCUGUAGUAAUGCGGUGAGGAAACCAGCCAUCUCCCUGGCUGACAGCACAGAUCUCAGAGUGCUGCUCAACAUAAUGUACCUGAUGGUGGAAACCAUACAACAGGAUGAUCCUGCCGACAAGCCUGAGUGGAAAGUCAUCCGGGAAACCUUCAGAGCAGAACUAGGAGCUCCUCUGUACAACAACGAGCCGAUUUCCGUCAUGCUCUUCGGUAUGGUUACCAAGUUCUGCAGCGGUCAUGCCCCUCACUUCCCAAUGAAGAAGGUGUUGUUGCUGUUGUGGAAGAGCAUCCUGUUCACACUCGGAGGGUUUGAGCAGCUCCAAAGCAUAAAGGUUCAAAAGCGUGAGGAGCUGGGUCUCCCCCCUCUCCCGGAGAACAGCAUCCGAGUGAUCCGCAGCAUGAGGGCCGCUUCUCCUCCUGCGUCUGCGUCCGACCUCAUCGAGCAGCAGCAGAAACGGGCGCGCCGCGAACACAAGUCGUUGAUCAAACAAGACAACCUUGACGCAUUCAACGAGAAGGAUCCUUACAAGGCAGAUGACUCACGUGAGGAUGAGGACGACAACGAUGACAAUGAUAACUCUAUAGAGCCGGAGACUUUCCCUCUGGAGAGGGACGAGGUGAUGCCUCCGCCUAUUCCUCAACCUCCAUCAGAGAGGGUGUCUUUCCCCAAAGGACUGCCAUGGGCUCCUAAAGUCAGGGAAAAGGACAUUGAGAAUUUCCUGGAAUCAAGUAGAAGUAAAUUCAUAGGUUACACACUUGGGAAUGAUACAGAUACAGUCGUUGGUUUACCCCGGCCAAUCCAUGAGAGCAUAAGGACGUUAAAGCAGCACAAGUACAUCUCCAUUGCUGAGAUACAGAUUGCAAAGGAGGAGGAGUUUCAGAAAACCCCUCUGUCUGGGGGUGAAGAAGACGUGGAGAUGUCCUCCAUUGAGCUGCUCUAUCAAGGAAUUCUGCCCAGUUUGCCUCAAUACAUGAUCGCUCUGCUAAAGAUCCUCCUCGCUGCAGCUCCGACCUCCAAAGCCAAGACGGACUCCAUCAACAUCCUGGCAGACGUGCUGCCGGAGGAGAUGCCGACCACAGUGCUGCAGAGCAUGAAACUCGGUGUUGAUGUCAAUCGACACAAAGAGAUCAUCGUGAAGGCCAUCUCUGCCAUCCUGCUGCUGCUCCUCAAACACUUCAAACUAAACCACAUCUACCAGUUUGAGUACAUGGCUCAACAUCUCGUGUUUGCCAACUGCAUCCCCCUCAUUCUCAAGUUCUUCAACCAGAACAUCAUGUCGUACAUCACGGCCAAAAACAGCAUUUCAGUACUUGACUUUCCUCAUUGCGUGGUGAACGAGCUGCCCGAGUUAACCGCAGAGAGUUUGGAAGGAGGAGACAACAAUCAGUUUUGCUGGAGGAAUCUGUUCUCCUGCAUCAACCUGCUGAGGAUCCUCAACAAACUGACCAAGUGGAAGCACUCCAGAACAAUGAUGCUGGUGGUGUUCAAGUCCGCUCCCAUCCUGAAGAGGGCGCUGAAGGUGAAGCAGGCCAUGAUGCAGCUUUACGUCCUCAAGCUGCUCAAAGUGCAGACCAAAUACCUGGGCCGUCAGUGGAGGAAGAGCAACAUGAAGACCAUGUCGGCCAUUUAUCAGAAGGUCCGACAUCGGCUCAACGACGACUGGGCCUACGGGAACGAUCUGGAUGCUCGACCUUGGGACUUCCAGGCCGAGGAGUGUGCUCUGCGUGCGAACAUCGAACGCUUCAACAGUCGCCGCUACGACAACAGCCAAAGCAACCCGGACUUCCUGCCUGUGGACAACUGUCUGCAGAGCGUCCUGGGACAGCGGGUGGACCUGCCUGAGGACUUCCAGAUGAACUAUGACCUGUGGCUGGAGCGGGAAGUCUUCUCCAAACCCAUUUCCUGGGAAGAACUGCUGCAGUGAGAAUCAUCGACUUUUCUAAAUAAAGUUUCAAUCGGGAGUUCUGACAAGCCACCGACAGCGCUCAGCAUCAUGUGACACCAGACUGAAGCUGACGCGCAGGUGUGGACCUACAAUCAUCACGUUUGAUUGCUGCUCUAAAUAUAUGCUUAAUGUGAUGAACUAUUGAGACUUUUCCCCCACACUAAUGCCCCCCCACAGUUCAUUUUAAAUGUGCAGAGUCCUGCUCUACGUGUGGAAUUGAACCCAACCCUACCUUUACAUAUACGGGUGUUUGCUCAGUGCCUCUUACCUGCUACCAAAAGUCAGUCAGUUUUACCUUGAAGCACUACAUGGAAGUUUCAAUGUAGUUUUAAACAAAUCUACUGGGAACACAAUUUGCGUAUUCAUUAAGAGUCUUAAUAUAGGUGCGUGUGCUUUGUUGAGGCAGCAGAUUUGAGAUGUUGUCAAAGGUUAUUAUUCACAGGUUGUAGAGUACGCAUAACAAAGAAACAGGUGCUGGAUCCAAAAUCAAGCUAAGAAAGAAUCAGACAAAAGUAUUAAAAGCUCACAAUUUUAAAGUCACUGAGCUUUUUGUCCGAUUCUUAAUCAAUGAAACAUUCCCUGUCACAUCUCAUGAGUUUAUCUUCAUAAGAGAGAUAAAGAGAACAGGUGUGGGGCUUUUUAUUCAUAUCCUUAUGUAUUACUUUUUAACAGUCAUCACCUGAAGAGGAGAAUCUCCUGUUCACCUGACUCACCCUUUGUUGUUGGAUGUUAUUUGCAUUAUUCUGAGUGCUGCCGACACACCUUUAUUUACUCUGGGACCAUGCAGGCGUUCAGCCCGUCGCUGACCAUCAGGCUGUUUAGACGUUAUGAUUACAGCCUCGAUUAUUGUUUUUUACCUAAAGUAGCUCAAUAGCAUCCAUUCGCUUUGUUGUGUGGGGAAAAUGGUGGCACAUGUUCACGUCACUUGGUUGUGUGAGAGAGAAGAAAGUCUCUGAUUUGAGAUCAUUCACUUCUUUAGUUUCACCCAUCAGACAGCGGUUCUGAACUGAAGGGGAAAUCUCAGUUAAAUUGCGAGUUACAGAACCAGAUUCCUCGUUCUACUUUUGAACAUGUUUUAGUUUAAAGGUUAAGGACAUUAAAAUACAUGUAAAUUGUGAACCUUAUUUAUCUUGUCUUUGUUUUACAUAGACUUAUACUGUAAUAAAAUGAUACUGUCAUUCAUGUGGAA
Molecule: messenger RNA, 3668 nt
Organism: Notothenia coriiceps (black rockcod)
Lineage: Eukaryota; Metazoa; Chordata; Actinopteri; Perciformes; Nototheniidae
Gene: strip1
Product: striatin interacting protein 1
Exons: 20
Coding region: 11-2458 (815 amino acids)
Biological process (GO): cytoskeleton organization
Cellular component (GO): cytosol
Source: RefSeq, a predicted model, not a curated record